This is a messenger RNA of Hyphopichia burtonii NRRL Y-1933, 2235 nucleotides long. RefSeq names its product MutS family protein. Gene Ontology annotation, molecular function: mismatched DNA binding; ATP binding; ATP-dependent DNA damage sensor activity. The transcript has 6 exons. The record is from RefSeq and is a predicted model, not a curated record. Bases 1 to 2235 code for a protein of 744 amino acids. Gene Ontology annotation, cellular component: nucleus. Gene Ontology annotation, biological process: reciprocal meiotic recombination; mismatch repair. NCBI's taxonomy places the organism in Eukaryota, Fungi, Ascomycota, Pichiomycetes, Serinales, Debaryomycetaceae.
AUGGGCGCUGCUGAGUCGUAUUCUUACAGAAAAGCGGCUAAGAGUAGGUCAGAUAACGGGUCUAACUUAAUCAGAACUGCAAAUGAAAGAUUGGCGGCUAGGUCCCUGUCGAAGCUGGUGGUUUCAAUCUUCUCUCCAAAGGCACCCAAUCCGUGUCAAAUCGGUAUAUGCUGUCUUUCAAAUGAAACUCGUGAAUUGGUCUUGACAUCUUUUUCGGACUCCCAAACUUUUGUCAGAGCAGUUCAUAAACUAAGCAUUUUUGAUCCAUCAGAAGUGAUUUUACCACUGACGUGCCUUUAUCCUUCUUUCGACAAAUUGACAAUGAUAAUCCAUUCUAAUUUAAAAGAAGGGGUGAAAGUUAUUGGAACAAAAUCGAAAUACUUCGACAGCGAAGAAGGCGCUAAAUUAAUAAGGGCUUACCAGUCGCCAGAUUCUCCCAUACUUAAUCUUGAAGAUCACAAGCCUACUGUUGCAGCGGCUUGUGCCGUUAUUCAACAUUUCAAACAGUCAAACUUCUUCCCCAAUACUCUCAACAUGUUCAUUGACGUAAAAACGAUCAAAGAAUUGGAAUUAGUUGAAAACUUAGUAGAUCCCAAAAAUGGGACGACCUUAUUCAAGCAGUUGAAUCACUACUGUACUAAGAUGGGCCAACGCCAACUUAAGUUGAGCCUGCUACAACCGUUGACUGAUAUAAAAAGUAUAAAGCUUAGACUAGAAGCGGUAAAUGAACUUAUCGCUCAACAAAAUGCUUCAACUGAAAUACGUUUGAACUUAAAGAAAUAUCAAAAUCUUGAUAACGUAAUAACAAAUUUGAUUCGAGUUCCUAGAAAUAAUGGCGUACAAGUGUCAGAUCAGAGAGUUAACAACAUAAUAUUAAUCAAGUAUACUUUAGAAGAGAUAGAUACUUUGAAGGCUACAUUGGAAGUAAUUGAGAUUUUGCAUCAUAAAGACUUGGUGUCCCUUUAUAAUUUAAUUAAUAUUUACAUAAAUGAAGAUUGCACAUGGGCAUCUAACAUUCUCCAACUUAAAACAGAAAUAAACGGAUUAUUGGACUUGUCGAGAAAACUUUAUACGUCCAUUACCAAAGAAGUUAACCAACAAGUUUCCGACUUAUCAAAAAAGUACGACUUAAGUCUCGAUUUCAGAUAUGAUCAAAAUCGUGGAUUCUAUAUACGACUUAAGAACCCGCCUUCUGAAUUACCGGCUGUAUUUAUCAGCAGGAUCAAAAAGAAAAAUAUACUUGAAUUUACUACAAUUGAAAUUUUGAAACAAACUUCUCGAUUCAAUGAUGUUAUAACGGAAAUUACUUUAUUGUCUAAUGAAACUAUCGAGAAAUUAAACGGAGAAUUGGAUGAGUAUAUACCAGUUUUAUUUAUGAUAUCUGAAGCAAUCGCAACUCUAGAUUUACUUUGUUGUUUCGCUUAUACUGCUAAGCAAGGAAGACACCCAUUAUUGAUAAACAAGUUGAAGAGCAAUCUUGUUGCAAAUGAUUAUGCAGCUUUAAAAGAAAUAUCAAGAUUUCAGGUGAUUACUGGACCGAAUAUGAGCGGUAAAUCGAUUUAUAUGAAAGGAUUAUGCUAUUUGGUUAUCCUUGCCCAAAUCGGAGCAUUCGUUCCUGCUGAAUAUGCCGUUUUCCCUAUUUUUAAAAACCUACAUGUUAGAAGUGGUACUGAUAAUGUUGAAUUGACCGCAUCUCUGUUUUCCAAAGAAAUGUCAGAUAUUUCACACAUAUUGAAGGAAGAUGGGUUUUCCAUAGCAAUAGCAAUUUCUGAAUACUUAGUCAAGAGCGGAGCUAUGACAUUCAUGUCCACUCACUUUCAUGACCUAUUCGAAAUUUUGAGAGCCAAAUCAUGCGUAUCGGCUUUACACAUGAAAGUUCUCUUGAAUGGUGAAUCAAUGAAUAUGAUGCAUAAAGCCAGCAAUGGCAGUAACUCCCUUCAAGGAUAUGGCAUAAAGUUUGCUGAAUCCACAAAUAGUUUACCGACUAAAUUAAUUGAAACGGCAAGGAGCAUGGCAAUUGAGCUAAGAUCAUCAAGUGGAAAUCAAGACCGUGAAACGAUUCUUACAGAGACCAAGAAAAGAAAGUUGAUUUUGGAAUUGUUUUAUGCAAUGAAGAAAAUAAAUGAAAAUAUGAAUGACAAAACGUUAGUUAUGGUUUUGAAAACACUUCAAGAUAAAUCUGUAGAGGAGAUCACCAAAACAACAAUUGAAGUUAGUUUUUUGAACCAACAUUGA